Molecule: messenger RNA, 2337 nt
Organism: Neospora caninum
Lineage: Eukaryota; Apicomplexa; Conoidasida; Eucoccidiorida; Sarcocystidae
Product: putative alkyl sulfatase
Exons: 1
Coding region: 1-2337 (778 amino acids)
Biological process (GO): dodecyl sulfate metabolic process
Molecular function (GO): protein dimerization activity; linear primary-alkylsulfatase activity
Source: RefSeq, a predicted model, not a curated record
AUGUCGAGACUUCCUGACAACCACAAGAUUUUGAAGGACCGCAGAACCCGCGUCGAAAAAACCAGGGAGGGUCUGCGGGACGAGAGAGAAAAGAGUGAGCCAUCUUCAUCGAGUUUUCCGACCCCAGCGGCUGACAAAGAAAUCAGGGAAAACAAAACCGUUGGCAAAGUCGGAGCAGAAGAUCUUUCUCCUGUUGCCGCUAGCCAAAGUCAUGAAGUCUCCAGUGAAGGUCACAUUGUUUUCGAGAACCACACAGCGAGGGACAAUCAAGACGAAAACGCGCACGAUUCGAAAGCGAAUCUCUUUUCAAAGUCCACUGGCGCUCUUGCUGCGGAGGAGGAGGUCACAGAAUCUGCAAGAUGGUGGACCUAUGAUCCCUGUGAAGAAGCAACGUCAUUCUCUGCCUCUUUUUCGUCUUUUGCUGAGAGGGAACCAGAUCCUUCCUCCGCAGAAGCAUUGCCCUUUGCUGCUUCCAGAGGAGCACAAGAGCGAAACAUUGAAGGCAGGAAAGAAAAGGGCCAGGUCGUGUCUACGGAAAUUGAAGAUGACGAAAUGGCAGCAAAGCAGACGAGUCGAGAGCAAGGACUGAGUCCCCUCCAGCGUACGGGGAAGCAGGCUGCGACGAGGGAUGAUGCUGGGUUCAAAGAUGAAAGGGAACAUUCCUUGGAACAGGGGGCGGAUAAGUCUCCCUCUCCUUCAUCUUCUGUUCCACCGGCUUCCUGGAGGUCUUUUUUUAAAAUCAUGUAUAUCUGUUUGCCCCUCCUCUCCACUUUCCUUGUCUUUUUCCCAGUCUGGUACACUUUGCUUCCCUACGACCUGCAGCUGUAUACAUCCGCGCUUCUCCCCGCACACUUUCUGGAUUUCUACGAAGGCAGGAAAUCCUUCGGAAACGCAUUUUUCCCCCUACUGAGGGAAGGGGCUGGCGGCUUGUCAGCCUGCAGGAGAGGCAAGCAGAAGACAAACUUGUCAGCCAGUUUGUCGAAUGACGCAGAUGCGUUUUCUAACCUGCCAUUAGGAGACGGGUUCGAGUCGUCUUCUCUCCCGUCCGUCGAGGAACUCGAGAAGGAGUUCUUCAACUACACAGCCCGGCACGUCCCGCCUCCGCCCCCUUUGCAUCAGCAUUCCGAAGAAUUCGAGAAGGGAAUCUUCCAAGUCGUCCCAGACAUAUACGUCGCCAUCGGGUACGGUCUAGCCAACUCUGUGAUUCUGAAUGGGACCGACGGUCUAGUCGUGGUCGACACCAUGGAGAGCACAGCGACGAUGCAGGCCGUCUGGUCAGACUGGCUCAAGUUUCCAAACAGCAAUCGUCCUGUGAAGGCGAUCAUCUACACACAUUUCCACACAGACCAUAUCUUUGGCGCUUCGGCAAUAGCUGCGCCGAAUGUGACGGAAGUGCAUGCCUACUGGCUGACGUUCGCAGAAAUGAGCAAAGUCUUUACCUUGACGGCCGGAACAACCUACAGGCGAUCGAUGCGGCAGUUUGGCGUCUUCGUUGACUCGGAGGACUUUGUGAAUGCGGGGAUCGGCCCCACCCUGCACUACAACAACACGGCAGAGAUCGGGGCGAUCCUCCCGACGCACAUCAUGUACGAAGAGCGGAAGACGCUGGAGAUCGCCGGAAUGCAGUUGCAGCUUCUGCACGCUCCUGGAGAGAGCAAAGACCAGAUUAUUGUGUGGAUUGAAGACAAGCACGUUCUGUUGGGUGCAGACAACCUAUACAAGUCUUUGCCGAACAUCUAUGCAAUUCGCGGCACCGAAACCAGAGAUUGCAACGACUGGAUAGCUUCCUUAGACCUGAUGAGAUCUUUAGACGCAGAAUAUCUUGUUCUCGGUCACACGCGCCCCCUAGUGGGGAAAGACCACAUCCAGUCCACGCUGAUAGCCUACCGAGACGCCAUUCAGUUCAUACACGACCAAACAGUUCGAUUCAUGAACAAGGGGUACUUCGUGAACGACAUUGCGCACAAAGUGAAGCUGCCAGAACACCUCGCAAACCACCCUUUCUUGCAGCCUUUCUACGGAACGGUGCCGUGGGCAGUCCGAGCUAUCUUCACGCACUACAUGGGCUGGUACUCUGGCCAGCCAGAAGACCUGGCAGUCAUGAGCACACAAGAAAAAGCUGAAGCGCUGCUCAGUCUAGCCGGCAGCGUCGAGGACUUGCUCUUCCAUGCAAUCGAGAAUCUCAGACAAGGACGGGUCAACUGGGCUCUCGAAUUCGCCAGCGCUGCUUACACUAUCGAGCCGAGAUCGAAACGUGCAAAAACACUGAAAGUCAUCGCCCUGCGAGCUAACGCCGCCCACCAAACCGCUGCGACAGGUACAAGGAGACGUCUUUGA